Molecule: messenger RNA, 717 nt
Organism: Drosophila navojoa
Lineage: Eukaryota; Metazoa; Arthropoda; Insecta; Diptera; Drosophilidae
Product: isochorismatase domain-containing protein 1
Source: RefSeq, a predicted model, not a curated record
ACAGCUGUUCUGCGCUGAUUAGACCAUCACUGAGUAAGAAACUUUGUUCUCGCUGGCUCAAAUCAAUUGGACUCUUAAUUGAUAAGGACAGAAAAUUAGUCAACAACAAAAAUGGCCUUCAGACGCUGCCACCUGAAUCCGAAGAAGACUUUGUUUCUGCUCUGCGACAUACAGGAGAAAUUUCGGCCCAGCAUGCCGCUCUUCGACAAUAUGGUCAAGAACGUAGAUAAGCUGACAAAGGCGGGCAAAGUUUUGGAUGUGCCUUUGGUUGUAACGGAACACUAUCCCGAGAAGCUGGGCAAAACGGUGGCCGAGGUGGAUAUAUCCCAUGCAAAGGCUGUGAUGGGUAAGACCUACUUUAGCAUGAUGACGCCGCAGGUGAAGAGCGUCAUAAAGGACAUCUUUGGCGAGAAGCCACAGGAUGUGGUGCUCUAUGGACUCGAGUCUCACAUAUGCAUAGAGCAAACGGCAAUUGAUCUGCGGGAGCAGGAUAUCAAUGUCUACAUUGUGGCCGAUUGCUGCUGCUCGCGUCUCAAACAGGAUCGUGAUUUGGCCCUGGAGCGCCUGAGACAGGCGGGCUGCAUCAUCACCACCAGCGAGAGCGUUAUCUUUGAUCUGGUUCGCGAUAAGAACAAUCCAAAGUUCGAUAUUGUGCGCAAGCUGGUGAACCCCAUCUCGCAGGACAUGGAGCUGGCACGCAAUCCUGCCAAGCUGUAG